Messenger RNA from Aspergillus viridinutans, 792 nucleotides. RefSeq lists its product as uncharacterized. Lineage: Eukaryota; Fungi; Ascomycota; Eurotiomycetes; Eurotiales; Aspergillaceae. The transcript has a single exon. The record is from RefSeq and is a predicted model, not a curated record. The coding region runs from base 1 to 792 and encodes 263 amino acids.
AUGCAAAUGCUCGAGAAAUUAUUGAGCAACAAAUUUCUGCGGAUUCUAAGCAUGACCACGAAUCAAAGCUGGGCAAGGCAGACGGAAGCUAUUGAAGAAACGAUUCCACAAAGCUUAAACUCGAGAUCCUCCAUUACACAUUUAGUUAUCUCAAGCAGUAUUUGCUCCGCAACUGGGAUGAAAACGAUAUUGCGUGCCCCUACAGCACUAAUUUCUCUUCACUACCACUACCACGGAAAGCAGAUGCAGAUUCGUAACGCCAUCACGCCAUCUAAUUUCCCAGCCCCUCUGCUCGCCCAGCAGUCGUCUUUGGAAGAGCUUGCUGUCUAUGCUCAGCCUCAUCAACACAUCUCCCUGCAACACCCCGCUGGGCAUGUCAUGAAAUCAAUGCGCGGCUUCGUCGCUCUCAAACGUUUAGGCCUUCCUGCGUGGUGGAUGGUCCAUCCCAGCCUUGAGUACCGAGAAGAGCAGGACGCCGAUGCUUCGUCUUCGGCGAAGAUUGUUGAGAUGCUUCCGCCAAAUCUGGAAGUUUUACAAAUUCAACUCGAAGAGGUCCGCCUCCAUUGUCGGAACCAGGUCCCAUUCGAGCACAUAUCGCGCACUGAAAAUGUGGUCGAGCACUAUGACAUGCUACUUAGAUGGCUCAGGGAAAUUGCUUUGUGGAAGCACGUAUAUCUUCAUGCGUUGAAGGAAGUUGUCGUCUGGUCUUCGGGCCCAGAGAUGCCUCACGAAUGGAAGAUGCGACUUGGGUCAGAAUUGAGGGCACUUUUUCGGAGCAAGGAGCGGGUAUAA